AUGUUUACUUUUAAAGAAGAAAAGAUGCAGUCUAAACAAAGAACAUUGGUUGGGCAGAGUGGGACACUUUCCCUUGGAGAAGUUAGUGAAGUAAGUCAUAAUAAAUGUAUUGUUAAUCUGUGUCUGUAUAUUAUAUGAUACAUGUAAAAAUUUCACUUUAUGUUUAAAUUUAAAUUCUCUGAAAAUAUUAUUCUAUUAUUAGGUUAAUGAAGUUAACGUGUCUGGUGAGACAAGCACAGUCACAAUCGACUCUGCAUAUCUAGAAAAGGAAAGUAAAAUCUAUGGUCGAAGUGGCAAUUUGGUCGAUUUAUCAGAGUACCAAAAAGCAGUUAAUGAUGCAAGUUUGGAAUUGGCAAAACAAGAUUGUUCAUUGUUGCAAGAUCGAGGAGAGUUGUUUGCCUGUGCAAGAAAGAGAGUUGAUGAUGAAGGCUACAGUUAUAAAAAAAAAGUUUCUCGAUCUACUGCCUUUGGAAAACAGACUACACAAUCAAAACAAACGAAGAAAUGUCAGUACUUGCACAAUGAGAUGAGAAAAGAUAAAAUUCAGGAGUUAUCAGGCGCAAUUCAAAACCAUAAUGAAACUAUUAGUCUUUUGGAAAAACAAAAACAGAAAUAUUCGAAUACAGAAAAGUUCCUGGAAGCUGCAGAAAUUAAUAAGUCAAUUUUGGAAAUUCACCAGGAACGACAGUUAAAAACGAAAGAGUUGGCCAAGUUGGAAAAAGCUGAGACAAAAUCAAGAAAUUCCAAGAAGAGAAAGACUUCAUCUACUGAAAGAAAAUCCAGUAAAUCAGGAGCACUGACAGAAUGGCUAUUCAGUGAUGAUACCUCACUCAAAGAAAAUCCAGUAAAUCAGGAGCAUUGA
Paramuricea clavata is the source of this 862-nucleotide messenger RNA. Lineage: Eukaryota; Metazoa; Cnidaria; Anthozoa; Malacalcyonacea; Plexauridae. The record is from the annotation of a GenBank genome assembly.